Molecule: messenger RNA, 531 nt
Organism: Australozyma saopauloensis
Lineage: Eukaryota; Fungi; Ascomycota; Pichiomycetes; Serinales; Metschnikowiaceae
Exons: 1
Coding region: 1-531 (176 amino acids)
Source: RefSeq, a predicted model, not a curated record
AUGACAAGACUACCUCUGUUACGGUCGCUCCAAAUUAGAGCGCGGGACUCGCUGGACGAGACCUUCAAGGCUCUAGACCCAGAGGUGGUGAGACAGAGACAGAAGAUGCUCGAGGCACAUUUACGAGCUGAGCUCAAGGAACUCGCGAAAUUGGAGGCAUACUACACUUCGACUGAAAAACAGAUGCUGCGGGACCGAGAAGGUUUGGUAGAGCUCAAAGAAACGGCCACAAGGACUCAGCGGCACUACAAAGAAGUGAUCUCCGAGAACAGGGAAAAGUACAAGCUACAACAGGCAGAGGGACUGGAACAUAAAAAUAUUCUGUUAGUUAAGGAGUUGAUUGACGUCGACAAGAGCUACGAAACCAGCGGCGCUGUCUUCCAUCCCGACACCGAUCCAGAGGUCAGUGCUCUUCUCCAGCAAAUCCAAGGCGGGUUUGCAGCGGUCAAGUUGCCGUUUUCGAAAAUGCACGAGUAUCUCGAGCAUCUCAGUAUUUUAGAGCAGCAGAUCCAUGCCAAUGGGCAUGUUUGA